CACGUGCGUCUCGUACUCGUCAUCGUCGUUUCCGUCUCUCCGUUUCUCCUCUCUCCGUCCCACUGCCGUCCUUUUUCCACUACCGUUUUUUUUUCCCCUUUUUAUCUCUCACUUAUCUUUAUCGCGCUCCCAUUCUCUCUCUCACACGUCCUGUACACCGUGCAUACGUCCGUCUUCCUCAUGUAACACGUCGUUCCUCUUCGUCCUUCGCCCCGGUUCGUCGUCGAACACGCGCACAUUUGGCCGCCACAUGUAGUGCCGGUCACCCUUCGAGCGCACAGUGCACGCGUGGAUCCCGCACACACUCGUACGAAAUCCUCCGACCGCGAACGUGUGCGUGCCGUCGUUUCCUGAACCCGUUCCCUUUUUCACUUUCCGCCGUGCACCGUCGUCCGUUCACCGCCGGAAAACCAUGCGGUUCUUCUGACGCCCGUCAGCGUGUGUUUGUCCGCAGUUGAUCGCCGUCGACGCAUCCGAUUUCCGGCCAACGGUUUCCCACCGGAAAUGAAGCCGCGGCCGCCGUCGUCUUUCCCGCUGGUCACCGCCGCCGUCGUCCUGUUGACCGCGGUCGUCGCGAUACCCGACGUUACCAUCCCCAUCGAACCGAUCGACAACACGGGUGGCAAUCAGUGUUACGACGAGCACAACAUCCCUCAGAGAUGUAUACCUGGGUUCGAGAACGCGGCGUUUGGUCUCGAAGUCGAAGCCACCAACACGUGUGGCGUGGCCGGUCCUACUGAAUUCUGCGUUCAGUCUGGAAGCCAAGUGACCAAGAAGACAUGUGAUGUGUGCACCGAAUCAUCGCAUGCACCUUACUACAUGACCGACUUCAGCAGUUACGCAAAUCGAACCUGGUGGCAGUCGGAAACUAUGUACGAGAACGUUCAAUACCCCAACCAGGUCAACCUCACCCUACAUUUUGGUAAAGCAUUUGACAUCACGUACAUUCGACUUUUGUUUUAUUCGCCGAGGCCCGAGAGUUUUGCAAUUUAUAAAAAAAGCGUCGAAGAUGGACCUUGGAUACCAUACCAAUUCUACAGUGGGAGUUGUAGAGACACCUACGGAUUGCCUGACUUGAAUUACAUCCGUAUCGGCGAACAAGAGACUAGGGCGUUCUGUACUUCCGAGUUUUCAGAUAUUUCACCAUUGACAGGAGGAAGCGUGCCGUUUUCAACGUUAGAAGGUAGACCAUCAGCGAAAUAUUAUGAUUCGAAAUCGGAAUUUUGGGAUUGGGUAACAGCAACUGAUGUCCUCAUCACAUUAGAUCGUUUAAACACAUUUGGCGAUGAGGUAUUUGGUGAUCCUCAAGUAUUAAAGUCAUAUUUUUAUGCGAUUGCUGAUUUUGCAGUCGGAGCCAGGUGCAAAUGCAACGGACACGCCAGCGAGUGUGUGAAGAGUACCGGUCUGGACGGUUCGUCCAGAAGGGUAUGCCGGUGCGAGCACAACACCGCGGGUCCUGACUGUAACGAGUGUUUGCCGUUUUUCAACGAUGCGCCGUGGAGCCGAGCGACCGCAUCGAACGCGCACGAGUGUAAAGAAUGCAAUUGCAACGGGUUCUCUCACCGAUGCUUCUUCGACAAGGAUCUGUACGACCGGACCGGACACGGCGGACACUGUCUAGACUGCACCGGUAACCGGGACGGGACGAACUGCGAGCGGUGCCGGGAGAACUACUACCAGAGGAAAGGGGACACGCAUUGUUCGCCGUGCGAAUGCGACCCGGUCGGGUCGUGGAGCUUGCAGUGCAACGGCGAAGGGAAAUGCCAGUGUCGCGCCGGCGUCACCGGCGACAAGUGCGACCGCUGCGCUGACAAUCAUUUCGACUUCAGCACGACCGGGUGCAAACCUUGCGGUUGCAACGUGGCCGGCAGUCUGGACAACGAGCCGAGGUGCGAAGCCGAGAACGGGAAUUGCAUUUGCAAGGAGAAUGUCGAGGGCAUCCAGUGCAACAAGUGUAAGCCCGGGUUCUUCAACUUGGACGAAGAGAACGAGUUCGGUUGUACGCCUUGUUUCUGUUACGGCCAUUCUUCGGUGUGCCAGUCCGCCUCGGGUUAUUCGAGAGUUUCGGUUGAGAGCGUGUUCGCGAGGGGCAACGAACGUUGGAACGGUUCGGACCAGUAUGGUAGAACAAUAUUGCCGGUUCACAGUCCGUUCAAACAGUCCUUGGAAAUUUCUUCGCCGUCCAGAGACUCCGUGUACUUCCUGGCACCGGAUAAAUUCCUCGGUGAUCAACGAUCCAGUUACAAUCACGAUUUGACUUUCAAACUGAGUAUCGGUGAAAACAGCCCCGAACCAAAAAUAAACGACGUUAUUUUGGAAGGUGGUUCCGGUCUUCGUAUCACACAAGCGAUCUUUGGACAAGGAAACCAAUUGCCUUCUGACACGCCAAAAAUGUAUAAAUUCCGUCUGCACGAGAAUCCGGACUAUGGUUGGCAGCCUAGAUUGUCUGCGCGUGACUUUUUCAGUGUCUUAUCUAAUUUAACGGCGAUUAAAAUACGAGGAACAUAUUCCGAUAGAGGUGUCGGAUUCUUGGACGAUUUCUCACUCCAAACAGCUAGGCGAGGUGCUCCGGGAUUACCAGCCAAUUGGGUUGAGAUGUGUACGUGUCCCGAAGGAUAUAUUGGACAGUUCUGCGAAUCGUGUGCACCGGGUUCUCGUCACGAACCUACUAGCGGUGGUCCUUUCUCACCAUGUGUUCCGUGUAACUGUCACGGACAUGCCUCUAUCUGUGACGCAGAUACCGGACGGUGUAUUUGCCAGCACAACACCGCGGGAGAGAAUUGCGACAGGUGCGCAAAAGGAUAUUACGGCAAUGCACUACAAGGGACCGCUUAUGAUUGUAAACUGUGUCCGUGCCCAAACCAAGGAAGUUGUGUUUUGAUUGGAGAGGAUACAGUUAUUUGUUUGGAAUGUCCCAAAGGAUACGGAGGUCCUAGAUGUGAUAUUUGUAGCGAUGGGUACUUUGGCGAUCCAACUGGAAAGAACGGACCAAUUAGCAUUUGUAAGCCAUGUGAUUGUAAUUCUAACGUGGAUCCAAAUGCAAUCGGAAAUUGCAACCGUACGACCGGUGAAUGUCUUAAAUGUACUUAUAACACAGGAGGACCGCAAUGUGAUCAAUGUUUACCAGGGUAUUUUGGAGACGCUCUUGAUCCCGAGAAAGGAGAUUGUAAACCUUGUGACUGCUAUCAUCUCGGAACUACCGAGACUGGAUUCGGGCCAUUAGCUUGUGAUCAGUUAAAUGGACAGUGCCAAUGUAAGCCACACGUAACCGGAAUAAACUGUGAUCAAUGCGAAGUUGGAUAUUUCAAUAUAGCCAGUGGGGAUGGCUGUCAAUCUUGUGGAUGUGAUCCGAUCGGUUCUGUCAAUAAUACUUGUGAUACGUUCUCCGGCCAGUGCGUAUGUCGACCUGGAAUAACAGGCAAGAAAUGCGAUUCAUGCGAACCGUUCCAUUACGGAUUUUCGGUUGAAGGAUGUAAACCGUGUGCUUGCGAUUCAAUCGGUUCUAUAUCAUUACAGUGUGAUGCAAAUGGGCAAUGUCCAUGUAUGGAAAAUGUGGAAGGAAGACGUUGCGACCAAUGUAAAGAGAAUAAAUAUGAUAGACAAAGAGGUUGUGUGGAUUGUCCAGCUUGUUACAACUUAGUUCAGGAUGCUGUUGGUGCACAUCGUGAAAACUUAAGAAAAUUGGAAAAAGUCUUGAAAGAUAUCAACAACAAUCCAACUGUCAUUAAUGAUGCAGACUUUGAACAGAAGUUAGCAGAAGUACAACUGUACGUGAAUCAGUUAGAAAAAAAUGCCAAGUUGGCUACUGGUGGUAAUGUACCAACAAGUGACAAGUUAGAUUCUCUACAGGAAAAAAUAAAAGAAAUUCAAGAUCUAAUGGCACAAACAAAUAGCUGGAAGGCUACAGCUGAAGAAAAUUCUUUACAAGCAGAAAAAAAUAUUAUGGCUAUAGAAAAAAUGAAUGAGGAAACUGCCAAUACUUUAAAAAAUGCAAUGGACUAUAUUCAAACGGAAGGAGCCACAGCGCUUGCAAAAGCAAUAUCGAAGAGUGAAGAACUUGGUCAACAAAGUGAUCAAAUGUCCGAGAUAGCGAGGGAAGCAAGAACAUUCGUAGAGAUGAAAGAGGAAGAAAUAGAAAAAAUGAAAGCUAUCGCAGAUAAAGCCAUAAACAUAUCCGCUGAAGCUCAUGAAAUUACCAAGAAUGCCAUAAAUCAGCAGAAAAAUAUUAGCGAUGAAUUAAAAGAUUUGGAUACCGAGUUUAACUACGUAAAAGAUAAAUUAUUGGUCGAAAUUAUUGGACAAGCGAAUGAAGCUCAAGAAUCGGUAUCAAUGAUCAAUAACGACUCAUUGACAAUAUACCGUGAUAUUUAUGCAAUCAAUCUACCAGAUAUUAAUUUAGCUGAUUUAAAGCAAAAUAUUUCCAAUUUAAAUGCUGAAUCACAAAAAAUCAAAGACGAUUUGAAAUUGCAAAAAGACAAUGAUAAUAUUGCAAACCUUCUAAUGGAAGUAGCCGAAGGAUUGCAACAGUCAGAGCUUACAUUGCAGCAAGGUGAAUUACAGCAAAAACAAAGAGAAAGUAUCAUGGCCCAAGCAAAUGCAUCUUUUGAAAAAGCAGAUCAAGCAGUGAAGUUAGGCGUCAGGAUUAAGGAAGAAGCUCAGCAAACACUGAGCACACUUCAAGCUUUCGAUAAACAAGUACAAGAUAGUAAAAAAAAUGCCACAGAAGCAUUAGAACAAGUUUCUGAAAUCAAACAGUUGAUACAAGAAGCUGAUGAUAAGACUAUCAGGGCUCAACAAGCUCUAGCUGGAGCCGAAGUAAGCGCUACAAAUGCCAGGGACAUUGCCCAACAAGCACAAAAUACAUAUGCCGAACAAGCAGGAAAGGAAGCAAAUAAGAUUAAAGAUGCUGCUGAAGAAAUGUUGUCUGAAGCUCAUAAACUAAACGAUGAAAGUGACGGAUUAGAAAAAAGAGUCGAAUACACUGCAGAACGCUUGAAAACCGUCGAAAGCCAAUUCGAACAAGACCAGGAAAGCAUUAACGAAGCAAAGACGAAAAUUGGUCAAGCCAAAACAUCAGCAUCUGAAGCUAAGAAAUUGGUAGAUAAAGGGUUAGAAGAUGUUACUAAGAUAUUAAAUGAAUUAUCAAACAUAGUCGAUUUUGAUAGUGAAAAGUUGAGUCAACUUAGCACAAGACUGGAGUCGGUCGAACAGGAUCUUAUCAGUGCUAAGCUAGACGAAAAACUCAUGACCAUUAAUAACGCGAGGAUCGCUCAGGCUCAGUUGAUCAAGACCUAUGAAGACGAUAUUCAAGCGUUGUCCAAUGAUGUUGCCAACAUUGAAGCUAUACGACGAGCGCUGCCGAACGGAUGCUGGAAGAAAACAAACAUUGAAGAAUUGCGUUGAGCAAACAUCAAUGUCAACCGUCACAUUAAACGUUUUACCAUUUAGUCGUUAAUAUUAAGUUAACUGUAAUAAUUUUUAAAACAUUUAAGUCAUUGUAUGUGUUCAUAAAAUCAAAACGAUAGUCAUACUAUAUAAUUACGAAUUGUUCGACCAAUGAAUUAUUAAAUUUAUUGUAAUAUAAAAUAGAUAAUAUGUCCCGAUUUUCACGAUGGAGCACAUUCGUAAUGUUCACUAGUAUAGUACAGACAGCGCACGUGCGUAUUUAUUAUUAAAUAUGUUCAAAUGUCUUAAGAGUAUCCGAAUACUACCUCGGGUUAAUAGUUGAACUAUUAGCAAUAUCGUUUUUGAUUCACCACCGAAGCGAGAACCGUAGGGAUUUCAAGUCCCCGAGAGUUCUAGAAUAAUAAUUUUUAAUGUAAGCAUUUAUUUACCCACGCGUAAGACUUAAAAUAAUAACUACGUCGUCACGAAAUAGAUUUAGAUGAUAAUAAUAAUA
Molecule: messenger RNA, 5899 nt
Organism: Sipha flava (yellow sugarcane aphid)
Lineage: Eukaryota; Metazoa; Arthropoda; Insecta; Hemiptera; Aphididae
Gene: LanB2
Product: laminin subunit gamma-1
Exons: 27
Coding region: 505-5403 (1632 amino acids)
Source: RefSeq, a predicted model, not a curated record